GGUCUAGCAGACAACUGAGAUGACACGUUAUCUUCACACCGAAUCGUGGCAUAAAUAUUGAAUCAGGACCAUUGGAACACGGUUUAGGGCACGGUAAUAGUAAUUAAUGAUCCGGUGGGGGUAACAGGCAGCAAAAAAACACUCGUUAAGCAUGCAAGAAAAAGCAUCCCCAUCCACCGGAGCUGGUGGAACGCCAGCGAAGGUAAAAACCGACAGCUGGAUGGAAGACUCGUCGAUUGGUCGAUCAUUGUCAUCGUUAACGACGGGCGCCUCGGGACAUGGAAAGAACGGUCGGAAAUUUUCGAAUAUUUUAGAGAUGGAGCGGUUCAGCAGCAAUAAUAUCAUCUCGAUGGACGACAGCAGCAGCACGGCGAUCGAUUACAACCCGAUCGAUGAUAUUCCCGUGCUGCCUGAUGCGGAUGAAAUACACGAAAGCCUUCUGUACAACGAAAGCCCGAACCUUCCCUCUGCUACAACUUACAAAAACCUAAGCUCGGACAUCUUUACCAACGGGAAAGCCUCAGCGCUGGGAAAUUUAGAUGAAAUUGACAUUUCCAUUUUAACGGAAUGCCUGGAAAGCGAGCAAGAUAUUGAAGAACCGGACGAAGUGUGGACUUGGGAUCAGCUGUUUACGCAGCUAUCGGUUAAAAUCAACACGGAGACGAAAACGCCCGUCGCGGAGUACAGCAAUUGACUGCAACGUGUUAGUUUUAGUGGAUGGUGAGCUGGUACACUUUUAUUCAAUUAUUAACAUUAUUGGUACUGUCCAUCACAAGAAGCGUUUCUUCUUCGAGCU
Messenger RNA from Anopheles coustani, 796 nucleotides. RefSeq names its product intraflagellar transport protein 43 homolog (gene IFT43). Gene Ontology annotation, biological process: intraciliary retrograde transport. Gene Ontology annotation, cellular component: cilium; intraciliary transport particle A. NCBI's taxonomy places the organism in Eukaryota, Metazoa, Arthropoda, Insecta, Diptera, Culicidae. Bases 152 to 694 code for a protein of 180 amino acids. The record is from RefSeq and is a predicted model, not a curated record. The transcript has 4 exons.